CAUACAUAGUACAUGUAGUACAAUACAGAUGCUUGUGUUACCUCUAAUUUCUAAAUCCACCUCAACUUUCUAUCACCUGCUACUUCCCAUUGUUUGUCCUUUAGCCUUCAGGUACUCUUUCAUCGCCCUUGCUGCCUUGGUCUCUACUGUACGUAUACCUAUACAAUCUACUGCUAGUGAUUUAAGUUCACUCAGGUACUACCCAGAUAGGUACAUGGUUGAUAUCUGCGCAUGUCCAAGGUUGUUUACUUGUGUUUACAUGUACUAACGUUAUCCCACUUGCUCAGGGACCGGACUUUUUCGAGUCCCACUCCUUCGUAGGGCCGGUAGCGAUAGCUACAUAUGCAACUGCACUAGGUGAUAAUAUCGAAUUGAACCUUGGAAGGUCCCGGACAUCCCUCCUCCCUCCGCCUUGUUCUAUAUACUUUCUUCCUAAGUCAUGAGUCGUCGAUACUCUUUCAAUUCUGAACCUGACGAGCGCAACCCCCUCGACAAUUUAAACCCGAACUAUCGCUACGCACAUUCCAAUCGCCAGCAACAUUCUCCCUCUCUUCCUUCCCAUCCUUCCUCGCCAACAUUACAGUCUCAUUUCUACCAAGAUUUUCCCUCUUCCUCUUCUUCUUCCGAGCCGUAUCGCCAUCCAGCACACCCUUUGCCCACAAAAGCAUCAAUACACCCCGGCGCUCACCCCGACUCGGCAUUUAACAGGCUACACCAGAAUAGAAGAUAUAUCGGAGGGGUAGAAAGAGCCGUCGCACCUGGGACCGGGAUUAGAGCUGAAGCUGAAGCCGGAGCCGGAGCUGUAGCUGGGGGAGCUUAUGCUGCGGGCCAGCCAUCUUUAACUGGACCCAUCCCGCCGUCCCACCGCGAGAAGAAUAUAUCUACUUGGGGACACGAGACCCCUCAGUCUAACGUCACUCCGGGUGCCGACAAUUUUAGCGUGGCUGCUCCUAGUGGAAUGCCCGGUUUAGCUAUGAGUGUCGCUGAUAGGAACGCACGAGAAAGUGGACUAGAAGCUAUGAGACAAGCUCAGCAAUAUAAAGAACCACAGCGCCAGCAGGCCCCUUACUCGGAUGUCUACCAAGCUACUCCAUCGGAGCAAGCCCCCUACGACGAGCCUCAGAGCCACGCAUACGAUCGGAGUUAUGACACGUCGCCGGGAUACGGUUCCGGCCCAUAUCUCCCAUCCGGUCAGACCUACAAUUCCUCGCCCAGUCUCGCUCCAUCAGUAACUGCGGCCAUGUCUCAUUCGGGCCAAGGGACGCCAACCUGGGGUAUGCCGGGCUACUCUGGUGAUCCGUUCCGGGAUCCUCAUAUGGCGUACGGCCAAAGGAUGGAUCCUAGGCUAGGCGAGUUCAAUCCGAACGACAUUGACGAUGACGGCGAUGACGGCCUCGAAUACCGACGUUCCACUCGGAAUAGCAUACUGAGUCUAGGGGGGUCGAGUCAUCGAGGUGGUAACGGCUCUGCAGCCGGUGUCGCUGGUGCUGCGGCUGCCGGCGGCGUAAUGGGCGGGCUGAUAGGAAGGAAUCGGAAUAGCGGUAUCAAUUACGACCCAGUACAAAAUGCGAGCUCUACUGGCAGGCUUGACGACGUAAGUGGUGGGUAUAAGGCGGGCGCUGGGACCGAGAAACAGUCCGAAUGGCUGUCUAGUCAAAAUAACAAGCGCAAAAAGUGGAAGUGGUUUGUUCUGGUUCUCGUCGGCCUUGUUAUCGCCGGUGGAAUAGCAGGUGGCGUCGUCGGCGGGAUCUUGGCUCAUAGAAACAAAAGUAGUGGCGGUUCGGGCAGCUCCAGUGGAGUCCAAUCCGCUGAAUCGGACACAGCUAUGAAUGGGGAUCUGGACGACACAUCUACUGAGAUUCAAGCACUAAUGAACAAUAACGACCUGCACAAGGUCUUUCCCGGUGUUGACUACACGCCUAUCAACGUUCAGUUCCCGGAUUGCCUUGAGAACCCGCCUUCCCAGAAUAACGUUACCCGAGAUGUUGCUGUCCUCUCGCAGCUAACAAAUAUCAUUCGACUCUACGGCACCGAUUGCAACCAAACGGAGAUGACGAUCCAUGCUCUACGACAAUUAAAGCUCGAGAAUGAUAUCAAAAUAUGGCUUGGAGUAUGGCAAGAUGGAAACGCUACUACGAACGAGCGCCAGCUAAGCAAGAUGUGGAACAUCUUGGAUAAGUACGGGGCUGACCCAUUCAAGGGACUCAUAAUUGGUAACGAGAUCCUGUUCCGAGAGCAGAUGACCGCUUCAGAGCUUAGUAAACUGCUGGACUCGGUGAGAACCAACUUGACUAAGCACGACUGGAAUCUCCCCGUCGCCACGAGCGAUCUCGGUGAUAACUGGGAUUCGCAACUGGCCAGUAUGAGCGACUACAUCAUGGGCAAUAUCCAUCCUUUCUUUGCCGGUGUUAAUGCCAAGGACGCCGCUUCUUGGACGUGGCAGUUCUGGGAGAACAAGGCCCACGGAUUCUUCAAGACGGAAACUGAGAAGAAUAUUAUCUCCGAGAUCGGCUGGCCGACGAAGGGUGGAACUAAUUGUGGUGAUGACAAGAUAACAGAUUGUCCUAACGGAUCAGUGGCCGGCAUCGACGAAUUGAAUACACUGAUGGAGAACUGGGUUUGCCAGGCCCUCGAGAAUGGGACCAACUACUUCUGGUUUGAGAUGUUUGACGAGCCUUGGAAAAUCAGCUUCGAUACGCCCGGAAAAGAAUGGGAAGAUCAAUGGGGCCUCAUGGAUGUCAAUAGGAACCUGAAAGAGGGCGUCAAGAUUCCGGACUGCGGGGGUAAAACAGUUUGAACGGUAGGGGGGAAAGGCUACUUGCCUCCGUUCUUGAAACGGGCACUGUGAUCGACUUGAUGAACAAGCGGUCAUGAAUAGUAGCCUGGCUAAUACUCUUGACGGGAUACCUCACAUGAUCCUCCUGAAUUCGAAAACGGUACAGGGUUGUAUUAUACGGAAUGUCUCGGGUCGAGUAUCGUUUGUGUUUAACUAUAGUUCUACGAACACGAUUCCCGGCGCAGAGGACUGGGGGAACAGAGCAUUAGAGAGCAUCAAUGGAGGGUAUGACUUAGGUACCUAAGUAGCGGCAAGAUGAUAAUUGUCAUCGUGUACGCAUAGGAUUAUCAAGGGUUACAGUUCUGUCGUUACGGUGUUGCGGAGCCUCCGGUUCGGUAUAUAUUAUAGGCUUACACGGAGAUUUGAAUUCUUCAGUGUGAGGUUCAUUUUUCGGGGGCUCAGUUAACUACGUUCACUUUGCGGUAUGAGGUAGAUGAUCAACAUGUUUAAAAGCAAUGAACUACGAUUGCCUACAAGCUUAUGUAUUCAUCGCAUCUAGACAUCGUGGAUUCAUGUAAUUCCGUUCUCGGAUUGUCGACAUAUCAUGCCGCCUUAUAUAGAGGUUGUUGGAAGGAGCUCAGGGUGUAAUCCACGUCACCUGGUACGAUAAGGUACGAUAAGGGCCGUAAUGCAGCUAUUUAAGUAGGGCCUGUAAGGCCACCAGACUUACGAAUAAUCAACGCACAUUUCAAC
Molecule: messenger RNA, 3529 nt
Organism: Daldinia vernicosa
Lineage: Eukaryota; Fungi; Ascomycota; Sordariomycetes; Xylariales; Hypoxylaceae
Product: glycoside hydrolase family 17 protein
Exons: 1
Coding region: 440-2797 (785 amino acids)
Biological process (GO): cell wall organization
Cellular component (GO): extracellular region; cell surface; fungal-type cell wall
Molecular function (GO): 1,3-beta-glucanosyltransferase activity; glucan endo-1,3-beta-D-glucosidase activity
Source: RefSeq, a predicted model, not a curated record